AUGGCUCAUACAUCAUCUCAAGCUGGGAAACGAUUUCGUGAAGAAGACCUAAAUAAAAUUGAAGCUCUGGAAAACAAACAAUCCCAACUGAGAGUCUCUGUAUUGAGAAGCAAGAGAUACUCCAAAAACGAGAAAGAAGCCGUCAAUAUAAGUUCAAAAGAUAGAUUCGAUAGUGUUUGGAAUCAAGUCAACCAUGAGAAGACAAGGUUUGACGAGAAUCACGAGAAGGGUUGUGGAUUAAUCUCAAAGAAAUGUCAGGAUACGGGUGUUGCUAUGCAAGACUUCAUGAAAAUGUUUUCUCCAAUAUUGGAAAUCAUCAAGACUUUUGCCAGCCCUUAUGUUACCGUCGCAUUUGGCACUAUUUCUAUCCUUUUCGUUAUUGCUCAGAGUAAGCAUGAAUUAGAACAGCAAGUUAGGUCGACCAUAUCCGCGAUCAAAGAUCGUUUACCCGGUCUGCAAGUGUAUCAGCAUAUUUACACCGACAAGAAAGAACUUGAUGUCAAGCUGCAAGGACAAAUCGUCAUGGCUUAUCAAGAGUUUAUUGAGUAUUGCAUUUUGGCCACAAGAUACUAUAAAAAGUUACCAAUAAGUGAGUAAAACGCUGUAUCCUCGCAUUCUGUCAAAACACAAAAGUAAUUCCAUCAGAAAGGUGGCUUAAUGCCAUUGGAUCGCCAAGCUACCAGAAACAGGAAGACUCAGUAAAGAAGGUUAUCACAGAAAUACGGCUUUCGUGCGAGGAACUUCUGCACAACAGGGUUUUCGAAAUCAAAAGAAUCAAUGAAACAAUUCUUCUGGAAAAUAAAGACCAGACUCUAAAGUUGGAGGACCAAAACAUCAAAUUGAAUGAGAUGACUAAGCGCAUCAAAGGCAAGCCAAUACCUCAAAGGAUCUGUUAAAAAUCGCCCAACAAGCGUGAUGAAACACAGAACUACAGAAAGCAAAACAAGAUGGUCGAGUACGAACCUUUCAGAAUGCUCUAGAGCUCAGUUCCUUCUCCGCAGAAUCUCACCGCGACAAGUUUGAGAAGUACUGCGAAGAUCUGAAUUCAAACAGACAACUCAAUAUGCACUAUCUCCAGCACAUGCAGGGCGAAGAACUCCGAUCAUUCAAAGCAGGUUUCGAAUACCAAGCGUGGAAGGUUUCCGAAGAAGCCCAGAUCCUGCUUUUGUGGGGCUACAAUAACAAUAGCAUCCUGCAGGAAGUCGAAUGCUGGCUCUCCCCCAUAGCGACGUCUACAAUACAUGAGCUUAGCCAGAACGGGUGCUACUUGGCUUACGAUAUCGUGAUAGAUGGAAAGCGCGCCCAUGAAGUUCUCUCUUUAAUUCUUCUUCAACUUCUGAGAUUGAAGAGUGAUACUCUAAAUGAUGAAAACCAAUACUCAGAGUUGAGUGGAGACCUAGAAACAUACCGUCUUAUCGGCAGUGAUGGCAAACAUUCGAACGAGAACGACGAAGCGAAACUCGAUGUCCUGCAGAAGAUCGCAGCACGAAUCAUAGGUUUCUUUGAGCCUUCCGAAAUAGUUUACAUUUUCAUCGAUAGGGUGGACCGAUGUUCACGGAAUCCACCGAAUCAUCGAAAAGCGUUGUUGGAUGCGUUGGUCAAAAUGGUAGAAGCUGCAGAUUGUAAGCUGAAGGUUCUAACCGUGAUCAAUGGAUAUUAUUGGGAGUCGCGUUAUUAUUGCCUUGAAAAUAGGAGGGGUAAAAGUCUGAUAGACCUUGCAGAUUUCCUGCUUCAUAAACCUCCUCUCAUAAUCUUUUUAGGUAUAAUUAUAGAUAAUGAACUCUGAGCCGCAUAUGACCUUACGUUGAAUAUAGAGAUUGAUAGCAAUGAAAGCAAUGGUAUAACAGCUAAUUUCACGCACUCCUAACACCUCAUCAAUCUUAGGGUGGAUAAAUUAUAUUUCCUAUAGGGCUCUUA
Molecule: messenger RNA, 1917 nt
Organism: Botrytis sinoallii
Lineage: Eukaryota; Fungi; Ascomycota; Leotiomycetes; Helotiales; Sclerotiniaceae
Exons: 5
Coding region: 1064-1786 (240 amino acids)
Source: RefSeq, a predicted model, not a curated record